UAGUAAAGUGUAUGUAUUUUAUGCCCUUCACAUGCCGGUAGAGAGGGAGGGAGGGAGGGAGGGAGAGGGUAUUGGGCUCUGCUUUAUUUGGAAUGGUGAAAAGAAAUUAUAAAGACAACGCCAACCAAAAGCAAAGGUAUUGGUGAGCGAUCAGGACUGAAAGACAGUCUUUUUGUUGAAACCGAGAUGGGAAAACAAGAAGAAUAUCAAGAGACAGAAACAGAAUCAAAUUCAUCAGAUGAUGAGGAAGAUGAGGAGCCCGAGAAAUGGAAAAAACAUUACUCAUCAAAGCACAGGAUGUUGUUGGUCGGAGAAGGUGACUUCUCCUUCUCUGUUUCUCUAGCUAGAGCUUUUGGUUCUGCUUGCAACUUGGUCUCUACUACUGUUGAUGCCCAAGAUACCGUAGCUAAAAAUUACAGUAAUGGAGUACGAAACGUGAGGGAACUAGAAGAGAAGGGAGGGUUAGUGUUCUAUGGAGUGGAUGCAAAAGAGAUGAGUGAACACUUCUUUUUGAGGACUCAGAGGUUUGAUCGAAUUGUCUUUAACUUCCCUCAUGUUGGUUUCCUCUUCCCUGAGGCUAGCUACUGCCAAAUCCAGUCGAACAAGAGACUGAUAAAGGGUUAUUUAAGCAAUGCCAAAGUUCUUUUGAAGCAGGAUAAAGGGGAGAUUCAUGUAACACACAAGGAAGGUGACCCAUAUGAUAAAUGGGAUUUGGUCAAGAAAGCAGAGAAGAUUGGCUUGGGUUUGCACGAAAUUGUGCCCUUCUCCAGAGGUGAUUAUCCAGGAUAUGAGAACAAGAGAGGCCACGGUAGCCAAUCCGAUGCUCCUUUUCGACUUGGGGAUUCCAGUACUUACAAGUUCAAGCCCAACCAUUCAUCAAAGUUCAAAUAGAUCAUCAAGUAGAAAUGCCUGAGUGUUUGGGUGUGAUAACCGAGUAGAAGUGUGGACUCAUUAAGUACAUCCGUGGAGCUUGUGUUUCUGUAUAUUCAUCAAGCUGAUGUUUCGUAAUUAUUACUUGUAUUUUUCAGUGUUCAGAAAUAAAAAAAAACUUUAGCAGAUGAGUGCUAUCUUAAGCAAACUCUCUGAUCUUUGCUUUGCCGUGAGGUGCUUCUCAUAGAUACAUCUCAGGAGAAGGCCUAUGGUUAUACUGACAUGUUGGCAAAGUAUGAUAGUGAUUAAUCAGAGUUUGUGUUUGAUCUUCAUAUAAAUUAUGUAAUGUAUAA
Molecule: messenger RNA, 1223 nt
Organism: Populus euphratica (Euphrates poplar)
Lineage: Eukaryota; Viridiplantae; Streptophyta; Magnoliopsida; Malpighiales; Salicaceae
Exons: 3
Coding region: 187-891 (234 amino acids)
Biological process (GO): rRNA base methylation
Cellular component (GO): cytoplasm
Molecular function (GO): rRNA (uridine-N3-)-methyltransferase activity
Source: RefSeq, a predicted model, not a curated record